Molecule: messenger RNA, 1945 nt
Organism: Drosophila pseudoobscura
Lineage: Eukaryota; Metazoa; Arthropoda; Insecta; Diptera; Drosophilidae
Product: protein bfr2
Exons: 8
Coding region: 64-1521 (485 amino acids)
Molecular function (GO): protein binding
Source: RefSeq, a predicted model, not a curated record
GUGGACUCUAAGAGUGCUACGACGUGUACAGAGACUCUGCAAUAAAAAAAACAUAAAUUGGCGAUGCCGCCGAAGCGUCGGAGAAGAUUCCAAGGCCUAUAUUACCAUUCAUCGCCACCCAAAGUAAUGCCGAUGAACGGACAAACAGGCGGCCUGAAUGGAAGCAAGCGUCGCAACAACGAUGAUUUCUCGGUAAAGCUAUCCACCAUUCGUAUCUGGAUGCACGAAAAGGACAUUGGCAAACUGACACGCAUUCUGUGGGCGGGCCAAGGACAUCGCUUGUGCCAGCAGGCCAGCAAUAAUGGGCGUGUCAAGCGUUUCCUUGCCGCCGUGCCACAUGUCAUGAAUGCCAUUAAGGAUCUGCAUCAGGCGGUGAUCGACAACAAUUUGGAAACGGUGCAGGCGCAGCUGGAGCCUCCCGUGCCCGCUGCCUUGGUGACCUGCAAGGACGGCAAUGGACUGAAUGUCAUCCACAAGGCCGCCGGCUUGGGCCACACCAAGAUCCUGGAGUAUCUGGUCGGUCUCUGGCCGGAGGGCGCCCACGAGAUGGACAUCACCGGCAAGACGCCGCUCCAUUGGGCAGCCAGUGCCAAAAACAACAUGCGCUGCUAUACCCUGCUCACCCAGGCGGGUUGUGACGAGGAGGCCCUCGACUAUAAAAUGAAGACAGCCUCGUACUACCGCCACAAGCCGCACGAAAUCGAGCGGGCUUUCCUCGUCUAUGUCCCGGAGGCACCGCGUGUCUCCCCCGAGAGCAUCACUGACUGGGAGGCCUUGAGCAAUGAGAAUGGCGAGAAUGGUGCCGGAGGCGAUGCGGGCAGCAAGAAAUUGGACAUUAAAAUGACACCGGCUGUGAAUGGACGUAAAUCGCUGGACGACAGCAUCGAGAACACUUCGGAGCUGGACACAAACGAUGGUACAAGUGCCAAUGAUGACGAAGAGGAUUUGUCCAAAGCGGAUUUGGAUGCGGAUGUAGAUCCGGUACCGGUUCCGCCGGAAGUAUCGCCAUUGCAGCGCAGACCGGAAACGCCGGCCACAUUCAACAAUGGCCACAUUAAUGGCGAUAUCGAAGGCGACACCGAAGACAGUGAGGCGGAGAAUAUUGCAAGAGCUAUAAGCGGCGGUAAAGAAGGAGAAGAUGGCCAGGGUGGAGAGGAGGAUCAAGAAAAACAGGAGGAACCGAAGGAACCGAAGGAACAGGAGUCUGCUGCAAACGAGGAAUUGAAUGAUGAGCAGGAAAACCACGAUGAAAAUGUCGCAGAGAGUAAUGAUGUGGAACAGAAGGAGGAGGAGCAGCCUGCCACAGAGAGUGAGCCAGAAGUUAACGAAAAGACUGAAGAGGCGGAGCCAGAGAUGGAAGCUGAAGAGGAACUGCCAGAGGCGGCAGUUGAAGAGGAAAAGAUCACCAAGUUGGAGGAGCCAGUGGAACCAGUGGCUGAGGAGAAGGAGAUACAGGAUCAGGAUAAUGUAGAGAAUGAUGAGAACGAUGACGAUGAUGAGGUACACUUUGGCGUGCUCUAGUUGUCCAACGUGCAAAGUUUUUUUGUAGUUUGUAUUGUGUGUGCCAUUCAACCGCUCAAACCACUUUUUCCAAAUCUUCAAACUCAACUGUGAACUGUAAAAUGAAAGCAAACUAACUAUCUAACAACCAAUCAAUCAAUCAAUCAAAUGCAGCAGGCACCCAAAUUCCAUUCAUUCUAAUUGUUUUCCACACCAAAAAUAACAGCAGAAACUACAGCAAGAGCCACAGCCACAGCAACAGCAACAACUGCAGCCGCAAUCCAAGAAAGAAUAACAGUAGCAAUCAGCUUAUAUAAUUAUAUAACCAGACUUUUUACUUCUUUAUGCAGCUAUACAUAGACUCUUUAUAUAUACCAAUAUAUUUUGUAAAAGCAACUGGAAGUAAAAAAAAUAAUAUUAAACCAUAAACGAUUACAGUAACCAA